Molecule: messenger RNA, 1001 nt
Organism: Penicillium brasilianum
Lineage: Eukaryota; Fungi; Ascomycota; Eurotiomycetes; Eurotiales; Aspergillaceae
Source: the annotation of a GenBank genome assembly
CGGCCGACCAACAAACACUGCAAACAUCGGGACAUGCAGGCCUCGGGUAUCUUUUUUCGGGUCGUUUCUCCAGAUGAUGUCAAAUCCGUAUUGAUAACUUAUAAGCUUAUCGACUCUUCACUUUACGCUUGACCAGACUCAAACUGCCUAUCAAAGCAUAAGGGAUAGAGGAUCGACAUAAUGUCUGCACCGCGAAUUCUCAGCCGCGUCCUGCGGCCUAUGCCAGCUGCAUUCAACGCGCGCUCGGCUUCGGCAAUCACCCGUUCAUUCGGCACGACCGGCCUGCGCUUCAAGAGCCCCGAGGAUGCAUACACUGGCAAGCUUGAGCACUUUACUGGUGGUCGUCAGGAUCAGGGGCCUCAGAAGCCCGAGUUGGAAGUCGGAGAGAUGGAGGGUAUCACUUUCAAGGUGGAGCCCUUGAAGAGAUCUGGCGAGGAUACUACAACCAUGCGAGCCCGGCUACUAUACCAAAGCCGCAAGCGCGGUAUCCUCGAAUCUGACCUUCUCCUCUCCACAUUUGCGGAUGUCUACCUUCGCACCAUGAGCCACGCCCAGCUACAAGAAUACGACAGCUUCCUCGACGAGAACGAUUGGGACAUCUACUACUGGGCAACCCAAGACCCGCCCUCCGAUAUCCCCGAAGCCGCUCAGCCUCCCAAGGAAGACACCGUCACGGAGACGUGGAAGAACACCGGCGCCAAGAGCGGUGAGUGGGCGCAGACUAUUGGCGCGUUCAAGGCCGCUUAUCGGCCUGUGCCGUCGCGGUGGACGGACUCGGAGGUGCUGCGAUUGUUGAGGGAGCAUGUCCGUGAUAAGAGUGCGACAGGCUUUGAGUCUGCUAAGAAUAAGAAGGCUGGUGGUGGUGGUGGGUUGGGACGGAUGCCCAAUGUCCAGGUGUUUAACUAGAGGAAGGCUUGCGAGAGAGAUGGUUGAUGGAGCCGUGUACGAUAUGAUAGAGUGCCUAUGGGUGGAGUGUAUCUGCCCGUGUAUAGUUGGUCGGG